AUGCCAAAAGAGCGCAAUUUCAACCCUGUUCAAGCCCAGCGAAAGGCUGACAAGGCGAAGGCGAUCAAGAAAGGCAAGGCAGAAGUAGCAUCUCGGCGCAACGAGAAGCUCGCGAGGCGUAAUCCGGAACGUAUUCAGAAACAGAUCGAGGACCUGAAGGCCAUCACCUCCAGUGGCGGCAAGCUCACCAGCCACGAAGAGCAAACACUAGAGGGGCUUGAGAAGGAAUUGAGAGCCGUCAAGAAGGCACGAGAGACACUAGGAGACAAAGCCCCAACAUUUGGACGCGGUCCGCCACGGGACGGGGACAGAGGAGUCCUUGGGAAGAGGCGGAGAGACGCAGAGGAUGCAUCGAGCAGUGACAGCGACGUACCGGAAGAUGUCAAGAGCAUACCCAUGCCAAGAGAUACGCCGCCUCCAAUACCGAAGGAAAUUCUAGAUAAAUGGUAUGCGAAGCGGAGAGAGAAGCGAAACGCGAACCUAGAGCCUCUUGGAGAAAGAAGUGAUCGAAGAGAGACAGAGCCCACUCCGGCUGUUGAGGCGAAGACUGUCUACGAAGCUAAACCCAUUGUACGAGACUUGAGAAAGGAGGCUGUCAGUGCAUUUGUGCCAACCGCGGUCAAGAUGAAGUUGGACAAGGGCAAAGGCCAGGGCGGUCUGAUUGAGCCUGAAGAGGCCGACAGACUGGAGAGAGAGGGUUACAUGAGAACAGGUGGAGCAGGUGGUCAGUCAGGAUCGCUUGACGCGGAAGCCGCGACUGCAACGGGAUUACGGCACGUCACCUUAGAGGAAGUUGAGGAUGAUGACGAUUGA
This is a messenger RNA of Phaeoacremonium minimum UCRPA7, 813 nucleotides long. RefSeq names its product putative ww domain binding protein 11 protein. The transcript is spliced from 2 exons. Bases 1 to 813 code for a protein of 270 amino acids. Gene Ontology annotation, biological process: RNA processing. The record is from RefSeq and is a predicted model, not a curated record. NCBI's taxonomy places the organism in Eukaryota, Fungi, Ascomycota, Sordariomycetes, Togniniales, Togniniaceae.